Molecule: messenger RNA, 2307 nt
Organism: Pseudocercospora fijiensis CIRAD86
Lineage: Eukaryota; Fungi; Ascomycota; Dothideomycetes; Mycosphaerellales; Mycosphaerellaceae
Product: Serine/threonine protein kinase
Exons: 3
Coding region: 1-2307 (768 amino acids)
Biological process (GO): positive regulation of transcription by RNA polymerase II
Cellular component (GO): nucleus
Molecular function (GO): zinc ion binding; transcription cis-regulatory region binding; DNA-binding transcription factor activity, RNA polymerase II-specific
Source: RefSeq, a predicted model, not a curated record
AUGCCACGACCGAAAAGAAAGACCGGAGCCGAGCCUAAGAAGCGCAGUCGUACGGGCUGCUGGCCGUGCAAAGCGCGUAAAGUCAAAUGCGGUGAAGAGAAGCCCGUCUGCGCGAACUGUGCCAAGAGCGGAGAGACGUGCGACUACAGCAUCAGGCUGAACUGGGCCGGUCGGAGCAGACGAGACAAGGACAAGGACGGCGCGCCGACCGAAGCUGCAACCUUCACCUUCGUCGCCACUCCGACCUCAGCCGGGCCUGCGCCGGGCCCCGCGAAGAGCGAUGCCUUCCCCCACCCCCACGACUACAUCUUCUCUUCCCAGCACAUCGCCAUCGCCACCGCGUCUCAGAGGCCGCCUGGCAGCCAUCCGGCAGCCUUCCCUACGCCGGAGCCAACACCUGCGAAUGGAGGCUCCGUGCUCGAUCCGCGCCUGGGGCUGGCGCAGCAGCGACCUCUCUCGCAAGACUAUCAAGCCCCAUACUACCCUUACGCCACCGCGUAUCAGUCUCCCGCGUCUCCCGAACGUGAACAUACCUCACCAGCCUCGGCUCCGCCCGCAGACGAGUUUCCGUGCUCGCCUCAGCAUCGGACGAAGCGAUUGAAGACGGCACAUAGUCCGGUGUUCGCGGUGCCGCAGUAUCCCCUGCACUCCGAACACUCACCUGGCUCGACCUUCACUUCGCAUAGUACCAGUAGCAUCGUCAACACUCCCGCCACUCCAGGCUCGAGUAUCAAUUCCGCUUCACCAUACCCUGCACAGCCAUCGUCCUUGAACGUUCAGGAUCCGCCUGACCUUCGUAGACUGUCGGUCAAAUCGCUUCUUCAUGUAUACCGCACAUAUGGCUAUGACCACGGCUUUCCCGAUCUCGAUAUACCUCUCAACGAUGAUCAAAGUGUCGUCCAGCCAAAGUCUCCCGAUCUGCGUCGUGCCAGCGCUGCUGUGUCGGAAGUGAGCACCUCCAGUGGCGAGUUCGAUGCGAAACAGAUUGCUUUCGAGCCUGGAGGCUACUAUGCUCAGCCGGUUGCCAUCAGGAUUCCCAAAUCCCUCGAGCCUCUCCCGGCCGAGCUUGUGAACAAUCCGAUGAAUCUUCUCUACUUUCACCAUUUCAUCAAUCAUACCGGCCGCAUCAUGGUCCCUCACGAUUGCACAGAAAAUCCAUUCCGUGGAGUCCUCCCUCAAAUGGCCAUGCGGAACCCUCACCUACUGCAUCUCCUGCUCGCUUUCUCGGCAUCCCACCGAGCCAAACUCCUCGACCAUGCCGAGCCGGCGAACAGGAUCGCAGGGUGGAUGGCGGAUGUACUGCCAGCCCUGCGACAAUCCCUCAAUGAACCGUCUUCGCCUGGCGUGACCGACCCUACUGAUCCAUCUUCCCUGGCUCCGCUGGCCACCGCAAUCAUGCUAGCAUCCUUGGAGAUCGUGACGCCCAACACAUUCUCCGUUCGCAUUCCUUGGCAGCAGCACCUCCAGAUCGCGCGGCAAAUGAUCGUUGAUAAGGGCGGACUGCAUCACUUGGCACAGCAAGCCGAUGGCGCCCGAGACAAGGCCAUCUUCUUCUUGUCUCGAUGGUUCGCAUAUAUGGACGUACUGGGCUCACUGUCUAAUCGUCACGAGCAACCGCUGUUCGGAGCAUACCUCGAGGACGGGGGCGGCCUAUGGCUCGUCAAUCGCGAUAAUGUGGAGAUCUACCAAAUCGAUUGCUUCUUCGGCUUUUCCGGUCGCUGCAUAGCGCUGCUGGCCCAAGUCGCAGAAUUGUCAGCAUCUUGCGAUAACCAGCGCAUCGAUCCAGUCACGAAUCAGGUGAAGGCUGGAUGGCGGCCGUCCGCAGAAGUCAGGCAGCAGGCCGAAGAACUCAAGAAACGCUUGCACGCGAGUGCGAACACCGUCUUUCGUGGUUGCAUGCACACAGAUACGAAUCAACCUCAAUCCGAGAACAACCAAGACAAAGACGCCGAUGAAAUUUACGCCACGAAUGAAGCAUACCACUGGGCUGGGCUAAUACAUCUUUCGCGACGUGUCCUUGCAUUGCCAUCUUCUGAUCCAGAAGUUCAAAAACAAGUCCAGAAUGUGCUUGAAUCGCUCGAGAAAGUCAGACGAGGCAGCACCGCCGAGUCGUGUCUGCUGUUCCCGAUGUUCACUGCGGGUUGCGAAGCUCUGCAAGAGGAUCAGAGAAUGCUGUUUAUGGACCGAAUGGAGGCUGUUGAAGGAUGGGGCAUGGCGCAUGUCGGACGAGCCAGGCAGCUGAUGCAGACAGUAUGGGAUACUGGAAAGCCAUGGGAGACGCUAGUCGACGGAGAAUUUUUCGGGUGA